Messenger RNA from Drosophila mojavensis, 1257 nucleotides. RefSeq names its product vegetative cell wall protein gp1. The transcript has 2 exons. Lineage: Eukaryota; Metazoa; Arthropoda; Insecta; Diptera; Drosophilidae. Gene Ontology annotation, molecular function: protein binding. The coding region runs from base 29 to 1177 and encodes 382 amino acids. The record is from RefSeq and is a predicted model, not a curated record.
GAGGGCAUCUGAAGUUGUAUAAAAGCCCAUGCCAAGACCCAGUUCAGGACACAGAAGACCAACAAGUCAAAGUCUGAAGAUGGGAAAACUCCUUUUGGUAUUGGCCACAGUGCUGCUGUGCUCCGCGUUUGUCACAGCGCAGGUGAAGCCAAAUGAAGAGAUCGGCCGGGUUACAGUCCAGGUGCCGUUGCUGUCAAAUGGAAAACCCGUCAUGAGCCAAGAUAACGAAUUGGUGGAGGUAGCGCGUGUGGUGGAGGUGAAGCCGGGCAAGCUGACGGCAGAGGAGGUUGUGGUGCCUCUAGUCAAGGUACGCAACAUGAGAGCUAUUCGGGAUACUGAGAAUCCGGGCGUGCCUAAUCCUGGUAUCCCGAAUCCCGGUAUGCCCAAUCCUGGCAUUCCAAACCGCGGUAUGCCCAAUCCUGGAAUCGAAAAUCCUGGCAUGCCAAACCCGGGCAUUCCUAAUCCCGGUAUGCCCAAUCCUGGCAUUCCAAACCGCGGCAUGCCCAAUCCUGGAAUCGAAAAUCCCGGAAUGCCCAAUCCUGGUAUCCCGAACCCUGGCAUGCCCAAUCCUGGUAUUCCAAAUCGCAGUAUGCCAAAUCCUGGAAUCGAAAAUCCUGGCAUGCCAAACCCGGGCAUUCCUAAUCCGGGCGUGCCUAAUCCUGGUAUCCCGAAUCCCGGUAUGCCCAAUCCUGGUAUCCCGAACCCUGGCAUGCCCAAUCCUGGUAUUCCAAAUCGCGGCAUGCCCAAUCCCGGCAUCCCCAAUCCAGGCAUGCCCAAUCCAGGCAUACCUAAUCCUGGCAUGCCCAACCCUGGCAUCCCUGUACAAACUGCCUCCUCUGAGGUUCAACCAACUGUCGUUGCACCAGCCAACACAACGACUGAGCCUGGACCCAUCAUGAUCAAGGGCGCCAAGAGCUGCCACCAGCUGCUGCUGGCCAGCUCCGCUCCAGCCAAGCCGCUACCCGUCCAGGAGAGCUGCGACCAGCUGUGCACCAAGUUUGAGCUGAUGCCCAUCUGCGCCUACAACGGCGUCUGCAUUCACGAGUUUCCCAAUCAGUGUGUUAUGGACACCUUCAACUGCAAGCACCGUGAUCUGGCGUUCCGUGCCGUGGACGAGGAUAUCUGCAUGAUGGAUUUGUGCGCUCGUCGCUGCAAAGAGCAGGAUCUCAAGAUAUAGAUCUUCGCAAAUGCGCUGAAUAUAUUACAUUUUACAUUAUAAAUUGACUAUUAAUUAUUAAAAUUUCUAUAAUUUCAAUA